Necator americanus (New World hookworm) is the source of this 390-nucleotide messenger RNA. RefSeq lists its product as uncharacterized. NCBI's taxonomy places the organism in Eukaryota, Metazoa, Nematoda, Chromadorea, Rhabditida, Ancylostomatidae. The record is from RefSeq and is a predicted model, not a curated record. Bases 1 to 390 code for a protein of 129 amino acids. The transcript is spliced from 3 exons.
AUGUGUCGCCGGCAGUACUGGUUUCAACCAGGAGAAGGUCUUAUAAAGAGCGCAGAGAUGAAGAAAUGUUGGCCUGUCCUCAACGUUGCUAACGGAGUCACUGUCGAGGAGGUAAACCUACCGAUCUGGAAGGAGCAUCUCAACACCUUGCUGAAUCGACAAGCGCCCUCUUUCCCUGAACUCGAGCAUGUCCAACGAUCAAUGUGCACCGUCGUGGGCGAAGAAACACCAACCGUGUGGAAAUCCAUGUUAUCUUUCCUAGAGUUAGAAGCUGCUUCUGACUCUCCUCACAAAGGUCGUCUUUUUAAUGCACUACGUAAUGAUGGUAUUCUAGAAGAGUUCAUUCGCUCAAUCAAGGACAUGAAGAGAAGAAUAACUGCUGCUGCUUGA